Soboliphyme baturini is the source of this 2496-nucleotide messenger RNA. The record is from the annotation of a GenBank genome assembly. Lineage: Eukaryota; Metazoa; Nematoda; Enoplea; Dioctophymatida; Soboliphymatidae.
AUGAAGUUUGGCGAGGUACUCUCAGCUAUGAAAAGUCUGAAUGUUAUCGUUCACGGCUGGGUUCGAGAAUAUUACAAGAGACAUGCGCUGAUCGUGGCUCAUUUUCCAUGGACAUUCAUAAUUAUUCCGUUGACUCUAACUGUCUUCUUAGCUACGGGCUUUCAUAGAAUAAUAAUCGAAGAUGACAUUGAAGUUUUGUACAGUCCAAAAAAUUCAAUGGUUCCACAAGAAGCUGCAGUGCAUGACUCCUUUUACACUUGGAGUCCUCCGUCGAAAUCGCUCAAGAAACGCAGUGUUGAACUCACAGGGGAGGAGUUCUCUUCGUCGUAUAUGUACACCGUAUUGAAACACAACGAUUACGAAAACGUGCUGCAUCAGAAUGCAUGUAGAGCUCUAGUCGAUAUCCAUGAAAAUUUUGUGCAAAAUCUUAUAAAGCUGUAUCGCUCCCAUGGGAUGUCUGAUCGCAUUGAUGUCGAUAUCUUCAUGUUGGACGGCAUAAAUCUGCCCCUCUUGCGUUUCUGUCAGCUGUUCUUUACUGAGCCCAUGCGGCAUAAUCCGAACGUGCGUUUAACCUACCCGUUCAUGGAAGCAUACGGUGUUAAGAUUGGUUUAGAAUCAGCUUUAGGAGGAGUGGAACAACAUCCAAAUGGAUCUGUUGCUUCGGCGAGAAUAAUGCGAUUGCUGCACUUUUGGUACAACAAUCAAGAACGCGGUCUCAAUAAAUCCUUUCUUAGCGAUUUAGACUUAUUCAUUCGACAUCGCCUCAUGAACACUAACUUUUCGCAUGUGUUCGUCAAUCAGGACCUGAUCAGUGAUGACAUCUUCAAAAACGUCACAUACACUUUGCCGUACUUAGGCAUCAGUGCUGUGCUGUUGUUAUCUUUCAUCAUUGUUUCCACGAGCAGUACAAACCCGAUUAGGUCGAAGUCGAUUCCUGGCGCCAUGGGUUGCCUUUGCUCUUUCAUGGCCGUGACGUCAUCAUUUGGCCUAUUAUUCUACCUAGGAGUACCCUUCAACCCGAUUGUUUCCGUGACUCCAUUCAUAGCACUUGCGAUUGGGAUUGAUGAUACAUUUCUGGCAAUCAGUGCUUGGCAGCAAACGGAUUUCAACCUCAGUGCUGAGCAGAGAAUGAUUUUGUCACUGCAAGAAUCAGCUAGUGCGAUUACUGUAACCGCUUUCACUGAUAUCGCAUUAUUCAGCAUUGGCACCAUUUCUGAUACCUUAGCCAUUCAGAUAUUCAGUGUAUUUGUUGCAGUUACUAUGGCUUUCGACUUUUUGUACCAGAUUACAUUUUUUGCCGGUGUAUUAAUGAUAAGCGGAAGAAGAGAACAAUAUGGAAGUUUUGAUGUCCUCUGCAUGUGCUUUCGAAUGUCGCAUGACAGCGAAAGUUCCGUGAAAAAAGCCACGGCUGAUAUGUCGAAUUACUCUAUUGAUUUUCUGUUCAGAGAAUACUUUGGCAAUGCGCUGAACAACCAAGUUGUCAGAAUAUUUGCAGUGGUCACGUUUUCCAUAUACGUAAUAUUAGCUUUUUGGGGAUGUUGCCAUCUACUAAUAGAUAUGAAAAUCACUAUGUUGCUAGUCGAUGAUUCGCCUCUUCAACCAUAUUUUCAUUUCAAGAAUAAAUAUGAACGAUCAGCGGUUUCAGUUACUGUCCACGUCCUGAAACCGCCGGACCUAAAUGAUGAUCAGGAUGUCAAUAACUUCAUGAACCUUGUGCAAAGCCUCGAAUCGCUGAAGUACUCGACAGGGCCAGAUUCUUCACUGUUGUGGUUAAAGGAUUACUUGCAGUUCGUUCAAUCCGAUGCGAUAUUUGCACAAAAUAGUCUUGAUUCGUUUGAAGAAUUUUUGAACAGAUAUCAGUACCAGCUGUACAGGUCAGACAUACGGUGGUACCGCGAAAAGAAUGGACAACCAAAGAUCGACCGCUUUCUUUUCCACAGUUACUUCAAUACAAGCGGUCAUUGGUCGAGAAUGACUGAUUUGCUGAAGCAACUACGGGCGACCGCCAAGCAGUACAAACAGUACGAAGUCAGCAUCUAUAUCGCCGAUAGUGCAAUGUGGGAUCUGAUGUUGAACAGUGCGGACAACACUCUGCAGACGGUCGGCGUUGGCAUUCUGUGUAUGGUGUUGAUGUCUGCUGUUUUUAUUCCAAAUGCAUGCAGCAUUUUCUGGGUGAGCUUCACACUGGCUUCGAUGGACCUCGGAGUGAUCGGAUUUCUCUCUCUGUGGGGAGUCAAGCUGAAUCCGGUGUCGGUCAUCAAUAUCAUUCUCAGUCUCGACUUUCCCACUGAAUACGCUACGCACAUCUGCCACUGCUUCUACAAGCUGAACGAAGAUGACCCACAGGAGAGACUGAAGAUCACCUUAGGAACAGUCGUGGUUGUCAUCGGCAUGCUGCAUGCUCUGUUAUGGCUUCCAAUUUUUCUCACAGUCACCAGCGCUGCCUAUCAGCCCAAGCUAUCAACCACCAGCAAGUUGAAACAAAACACCACAUAA